GGAGAAGGAGGAGGGAGUGAAUGUGAGGAAGGAGAAGCUUUCUCACUUUCUGUGAGUCCUGCUGGCUGAAGGCUACAGAAUGAGCGCAGUUGCUUUCCUCUCAGUCUGAGAGGAAACUGCUGUCUUCUUUCUUUUUCUUUUCUUUUCUUUAGUUUCUACUUCCUCUCCUGUGUAAGACAUCAAAGAAGAGUCACUGAAGAUUUGUUUCCUUUUCCUCACCGUACUUUUUUGGACCUGUCCCCCACGUCUGUGUUAUUGUUUUUGGGAAGUAUCAUGCCGGUGGUUGGCGUAGCCUCUAAGCUCAGGCAACCCUCCACAGUGGGCAGCAAGCCAGUGCAUACUGCUCUCCCCAUCCCCAGCGCGGUCAGGGCGGCCACCUCGCAGGGCUACAUGUCCCGUCAACAUGAGCUCAGGGCAGGUGAGGGCGCACCGGGGCUCUCCUGCCAGCUGUCAAUCAAGUCCGAAUACCAGCGGGAGAGGACACCUGAAGGGAAGUCCAGAGCUGAGACGGAGGAGAGCAAGAUCUGCAAGAUUUACACCGACUGGGCAAAUCACUAUCUGGCUAAGUCCGGCUGUCAGCGCCUCAUCAAGGACCUCAGCCAGGACGUGACUGAUGGAGUCCUGCUGGCACAGAUCAUCCAGAUCAUAGCGAACGAGAAGGUGGAGGAUAUCAACGGCAGCCCCCGGAGCCACUCGCAAAUGAUCGAGAAUGUGGACGCCUGCCUCAGUUUCCUGGACGCCAGAGGAGUGAAUGUACAAGGGCUCUCAGCAGAAGAGAUCAGGAAUGGAAACCUAAAGAGCAUCCUGGGCCUCUUCUUCAUCCUCUCGCGCUACAAGCAGCAGCAGCAGCAGCAGCAGCAGUACUAUCAGUCCCUGGUGGAGCUCAGCCAGCAGACCAGCAGCACCGCGUCGUCCGCCGGCAGCCUCAAGACUCAAGACAUGCAGUCCAGUCUCACUGCACGAUAUGCAAGUCCUCCGGGCCACAGUGGAAUAGGGUCUCCACAGAAGAAAAACACAAGGUUACCCGGCCCCUCCAGAGCUCCUGCUGCUGGCAGCGGGGGCUCCAGAAGUCCGGGCUCGUCCAACCUCAACCGUCGCAGCCAGAGCUUCAACAGCAUCGACAAGAGCAAGCCUCUUCAGUAUGCCAGCGGCAACGACAGAGAAGCGGUGAGGGGCAUCCCAGCACCCGGCGGGAUGAAUGGGAGCGGUCUUGGUGGGGCAGUUCCCACCAGCCUGAGCGGGCAGCAGCUGGCCUCUGCCAUCCCCUCACCCACCGCGGGCAAGUCCUGGCGCAGCAAGUCCAUGAACCUCAAGCACAGCGCCACCUCGUCCAUGCUGGCAAGCCCCACGCACUCCCCCUCCCCCACCCUUUCACCCCAGGGCUCUGACGGCUUCCAGCCACACGGGAGCGAUGGGUCCAAAGUAGGUUCAGCUGGCGCUGGUGGACCCCAGAGGUCCAUGCUGGAGAAGUUCCGCUUGAUUAACCCCAGGUCGGCUUCACGAGCGUCUCCGUCUGUGGCGGAGAUGUCUUUGCAGGAGGAGGAUGACCUGUCGGAGUACGGGGAGGAUGGAUUGACGCCCACAGGCUCCGUGUGCAGCAGCGGCAGUAGCAGUGCUACGGCCAAGCAAAUGUCUACCAAGACAACUGCGCCCUCCCUCGCUGCACCGAGCAAGUCUUCCUCUUCUGCAUCCCCCUCCUCUUCAUAUUCAAAAGGGUCUGCCAAUGGCAGCAGGGUCAUGGCCUCGUCCAAAGAAAAGGAGGACAAAAGCCGAUCUGGGAAAUCUUCUAAGGACAGCUCUCAACCCAAAGAGGAACGUGAGUCAUUUGCUGACGCAACCAAGAAGAAUUCCAAAAUUGCCAGCCUCAUCCCCAAGGGAGGGAAGCCCGCCUCUGGAAAGAAAGAUGGCGCCACGUCCUCAGCUUCCAGCAGCAUCCCUAAGUCAGGACUUAAAGCUCCCUCCUCCGCCACCACGCCCAAGCCUCACAGUCAGCUGCAGAGCCAAAGCCAGGCCGCCUUAAACAGCAGCGGCAACAUGCGGGGUGGAGAGGCCGACAGAGCCAAGCUGACCAAAGGAGGGCAGGGGGGGAGUUUCUACAUACAGCGCUCCAGUGGGGGCCCAGAGGGCAAAAGGACCAGCAUGACCUCCUCCACCAGCACCUCCGCCCUGUCUGGGUCCAGUGGGAUGCUGGGUGGAGGAGGUGGAGGAGGAGCGCUUGGAGGGAACGGAGUAGUUCAACUCCCUCAGCAGCAGCAGCACAACCACCCCAAUACUGCCACUGUGGCCCCCUUCAUGUACAGGACAUUCUCAGAGAACGACUGCACCAUGAUGGCACCAGCAGAGUCCUGCCUCAGCCCCACCAAGGGAGAGCUGGUCUACAGCAAGACAGCCAAACAGUGCCUGGAGGAGAUAUCAGGAGAGGAUCCUGAGACGAGACGCAUGAGGACGGUGAAGAACAUCGCUGACCUGCGGCAGAACUUGGAAGAAACCAUGUCCAGUCUGCGGGGGACACAGAUCAGCCACAGUACCAUAGAAACGACCUUCGACACCACGGUAACCACUGAGGUCAAUGGGCGGAGUCUACCAGCCCUCACCACACGCUCCUCCCCCAUGGCCUGGCGUCUGGGCCAAUCACAAACCCCGCGUCUCCAGGCAGGCGACGCCCCCUCAAUGCCCAGCAGCUAUGCUGCGCCCAGGGCGAGCACGACGAGCGCUGGCACCACAACAGGGCGCUACAGCGGGCACUCGGACCCUUCCAGGUUUGUGUUCAGCACCCCCCUGAGGCGAGCGGCAGCAGGGGCGAGGGGGGCGGAGCAGGGGGAGAAGGGAGGAGGAGGGCUGGAAGGAGGGAAGCAGAUGGAGAUGGCAGGGUACAUGAGUGAUGGGGACCUCCUAGGGAGGAACGGCCGGAUGGAUGAGAUCACCAGCGGAUACCUGACAGACGGCGGCCUCCAUCUGUACGCAAGGAACGCCGGCCGAUCCUCGGACGGGGCUUCUUCUCGAGAAGUUUCGCAGAUAGGGAGCAAAGAGAUGCAGGGCGACAUUGACAGUUGGGACGACAGCAGCUCAGUGAGCAGCGGCCUGAGCGACACGCUGGACAACAUCAGCACCGAUGAUCUGAACACACCCUCCUACUCUGCCGUCAGCUCGUCACGCAAAAGCAAAGGAGCACAGUCUCAGAAAGAAAGCCGGUCCAAGCAUGCAGAGCAGGAGGUGAGCAGCAGCUGGGCCGGAGCCGAGGACCUGAAGAAGGUGGAGGAGGAGCUGGAAGCCAGCAUGGACCCCAGCAGCGGCUCUUCCCGCUGGAAGCCUUCCUCGUCCUCCUCUUCCUCUCAGGCGCAGGGCCAGUACGAAGAAGCCGGUCAGAAGGCCGCUGCGCUGGCCCAGAUGUCCCAGACGGGCUCGUGGAGGAGGGGCAUGACGGCCCAGGUGGGCAUCACACCACCCAGGACCAAGGGUAGCUCUGCUGCACACAAAACCCCAGGCAAAACUGAUGAUGCUAAAGCGUCGGAGAAGGGCAAGGCGCCUUCCAAGAGUUCAGCUGCCAUCCAGCGCUCACCCUCAGAUGCUGGGAAGAGUAGUGGAGAUGAAGGUAAGAAACCUCCCUCUGGCAUCGGACGCCCACCCACCACUGCUUCUUUUGGAUACAAGAAGAUCCCGGGUCCCAGUGGAACCCUAAUCACCUCCAGUGGUGCAACGCUCGCCAGCGGCUCAGCCACACUGGGCAAGGCGCCAAAAUCCUCAGCUGCCCUCGGCAAAGGAACAGGCAUCGGCGGUGUGCGUAAGACCAGCCUGGAUGGCUCUCAGCCCGAGGAUGACGGCAUUGUACUCAGCUGCAGCGGCUCCAAAGUGACCCUGCAGUACCGCUCUCUACCCAGACCUGCCAAAUCCUCCAGUGGGGGGGCAGCAGGACGCGGGCAUCGCUCCAGUUCCAGCAGCAUCGACUCAAACGUCAGUGGAAAGUCAGCUGGAGGAGCAGCGACGCAAGCGGGUGCCAAACGCAGAGACGGAAAAGUGAGCUCAGACCGCGCCAGUCCCAUCACCGUCAACCAGACGGACAAAGAGAAAGUGGGGGUGUCGGACCAGGACGCCACAGCAGGACUGUCCACCUCCCCCAAGUCCAGCCCCACCUCCACUUCCACAGGCCAAUCAGGCCUCAGGCAGCCGGGCUCCAAGUAUCCCGAUAUUGCUUCUCCUACUUUCCGCAGAUUGUUUGGCACCAAAGCCAGCAGCAAGGCCAGCUCUCCGGGCACACCCGACUCUGGCAAGUGCCCCUCAAUACUGGGCAGCCCCCACGGCACGCUGGCGAGGCAGGCCAGUCUGGACUCGCCCUCCUCUGGCACGGGGAGCCUGGGCAGCGCUGGCGGCUUGAGCGGUGGCAGCAGCCCGCUGUACGGUAAAACCCCAGACCUGUGCACUGACUCCCCGGCCUCCAGCCCGGCCUCUGGCCUCUCCCUGCCCUCCAACGCUCGGCCCUGGCCUGCCUGUAGCUCAUCAGCUGGCAGCAAGGACACACUGAGCUGCCAAAGCAUGACCAGUCUGCACACCAGCUCUGAGUCCAUUGAUCUGCCGCUGGGCCACCACGGGCCCAAGGUCACACGCACCGGCAGUGUCAAGUCCACCCUGUCUGAGGGCAUGCCUCUUGACAGAAACACGCUUCCCAAAAAGGGACUGAGGUACCCUCCGUCCUCCCGGCAGACGUCCCAUGAGGAAGGGAAGGAGUGGUUGAGGUCUCAUUCAACAGGGGGGCUUCAGGACACAGGCAGCCAGUCCCCCCUGUCUCCUCCUGGAGCCUCCUGCACCACCACUGGAAGAUACCACUACUCCAACCUGCUGAGCCCCACUAACAUCAGCCAGUACAACCUGCCCCAAGGCAGCAGCAGCAUGAGCCGCUCCAACAGCAUCCCUGCCCAGGACUCCUUCGACCUGUACGGAGAGGGUCACCCGCUCGGUGGCAGCGUGACCUCCCUGGAGGACCGGCCCCGGGCCAUCAGCCGCUCCGGCUCCUUCAGGGACAGCACUGACGAAGUCCAUGGCUCCUCACUGUCUCUGGUCUCCAGCACGUCUUCUCUGUACUCUGCGACGGAGGAGAAAGCCCACUCAGAGGGCCAAACAGUCCAGAACUCCACGCAAAUCAGAAAGCUGCGUCGGGAGCUGGACACCUCUCAGGAGAAGGUGGCGACCCUGACGUCUCAGCUGUCUGCUAAUGCUCACCUGGUGGCGGCCUUCGAGAAGAGCCUGAGUAACAUGACCUGCCGCCUGCAGAGCCUCACCAUGACUGCUGAACAAAAGGAGACGGAGUUGGUUGAGCUGAGGGAGACAAUAGAGACGCUGAAGACCCAGAACACUGACGCCCAGACCGCCAUCCAGGUGGCGCUCAACGGCCCUGACCACCUGCACAAAGACCUGCGGAUCAGACGGCAACACUCGUCAGAGAGCAUGUCCAGUAUCAACAGUGCAGCCAGUCACUCCAGCAUGGGCAGUCUGGGCAAGGACGCCGAAGACAAGAAGAAGAAGAAGAAGAGCUGGGUGGCUGACUCCAUCCCGGCUCAGCUGCGCAGCUCCUUCAAGCAGGCGUUCAGCAAGAAGAAAAGUAAAUCCCAGUCGGCCCACGACGAGAUGGAGGAGAUGCCCGACUCGCUGCCGUCCUCGCCCAAACUGCAGCACGAAUACAGGCAAGGCAGCAUCGCCACGCUGCACUCCUCGCCCUCCACCACAGAUAAGUGCGUGUGUGAAAGCAACUCCUCCCCCAUUUGGACGUCAAAGAAAAAGCUAAACGGUCAUGUGGUCUACAGGCACAGAUCUCGGUUGUGCGAAUGCACCGAAGCCGAAGCAGAAACCAUCCUCCUGCUGAAGAAUGAGCUGAGAGAGAAGGAGCUCAAGUUGACAGACAUCCGCCUAGAAGCGCUGAGCUCCGCCCACCACCUGGACCAGAUCCGAGAGGCCAUGAACCGCAUGCAGAACGAGAUCGAGACGCUGAAAGCAGAGAACGACCGUCUGAAGUCCAGCGGUAACGCCACGCCUACGGCCACGCCCCUCAAGACGGCCCGGCCGCCAUCCGAAACCUCCAGCACGUCCUCGUCCUCCUCGCGUCAGUCCUUGGGGCUGUCGCUCAACAACCUCAACAUCACGGACACCAUCAUGUCAGAUAUUCUGCUCGACGACAGCUACGAGGGAAAUCUACGCAAAGAGGGCCGGAGUGUGCGAAUCGUGGUGACCAUCAGCAGCGGGCCGUACACCACCAAGGUGACACAAAGCCACGCGUACCUGAUUGGGUCGAUAGGAGUGAGUGGGAAAACCAAGUGGGACGUCCUGGAUGGGGUCAUCCGACGCCUCUUCAAGGAGUAUGUGUUUCGGGUGGACCCCCUGAGCAGCCUGGGUCUCAGCUCAGACAGCAUCGUGUGCUACAGGAUGGGCGAGGUGGUUCGCUCCCACGCUUCUGAAGUGCCUGAGCUGCUGCCCUGCGGAUACCUGGUGGGCGACAACAACGUCAUCAAGGUCAACCUCAAAGGUGUGAAGGAGAACAGUAUCGACAGCUUGGUGUUCGACACGCUGAUCCCUAAGCCCAUCAUCCAGCGGUACCUCAACCUGUUAAUGGAGCAUCGUCGUAUCAUCCUCUCAGGACCUAGCGGCACCGGAAAAUCAUUCCUGGCCGCCAAGCUGGCCGAGUACAUAAUUUCCCAGAUGGGGCAGAAGGUGACGGAGCACAACGUGGCCAGCUUCAACGUGGACCAGAAUUCCAGCAAGGAUCUGCGUCAGUACCUGUCCAACCUGGCAGAGCAGUGUAACUCUGAGGAGACGGACACAGAGCUCCCCACUGUGGUGAUCCUCGACAACCUCCACCAUAUUGGAUCCUUAAGUGACAUAUUCAACGGCUUCCUCAACUGCAAGUACCACAAAUGCCCUUAUGUCAUCGGGACCAUGAACCAGGGAGUGUCCUCUUCUCCCAACCUUGAGCUCCACCACAACUUCAGGUGGGUGCUGUGCACCAACCACACCGAGCCGGUCAAAGGUUUCCUGGGACGUUUCCUGCGGCGGAAGCUGAUAGAGACGGAGAUCGAUAAGAACAUGCGCAGCAACGACCUGAUCAAGAUUAUUGACUGGAUCCCCAAAACCUGGCAGCACCUCAACGGCUUCCUGGAGGCACACAGCUCCUCUGAUGUCACCAUAGGCCCCCGUCUCUUCCUGUCCUGUCCCCUGGAUGUGGAGGGCUCUCGGGUUUGGUUCACAGACCUGUGGAACUACUCCCUGGUGCCCUACCUGCUGGAGGCGGUCCGGGAGGGGCUUCAGCUAUAUGGCAAAAGAGCAGCCUGGGAGGAUCCAUCCAAGUGGGUGAACGACACGUAUCCGUGGAACGCCGCCUCGCUACAGCAGGACGGCCAGUCGCUGCUCCAACUGAGGCCGGAGGACGUGGGAUACGACGGCUACAGCUCCUCCAAGGAGGGAGCCUCAUCCAAGCAGGUGUCUCAGAGCGACACCGAGGGAGACCCGCUGAUGAACAUGUUGCUCCGGCUGCAGGAGGCUGCGAACUACUCCAGCACGCAGAGCUGCGACAGCGACAGCACCAGUCACCAUGACGACCAGCUGGACUCCUCUCUGGAGUCGGCGCUAUGAGACCGGAGCCCUUCAACCACACGCCCCUGUAGUGCAGAUAUAUAAUAUAUGAAAAGUUUUAUUAUCCAAAAUGGUAUACCGGCCAUUUGAAAGAAAACACAUAUUUUUUACAUUACAAUGGUGCAAUAUUAAAUCUAAUUAUUGCCAACUUGGUCCUCAGUGGUCAAAGUGAUGAACAAUCAUCCGAGUUGGAUCCAAUAUAUUUUAAACACAUCAUAGUGAAGCUCAGCUCCUUGUUUUUUAAUGGAUGUAUAACAUUUUAGAAUACAACUUUUCAUAUAUGUGUAGGACAAGGAGGAGAAUCGUGCUCCGCCAUGAUGACCCGCAGAUCACCUCAUUGUUUUACUGUUACAGAGAACAGAGAAGAGUUUAAACUGGACUUUUCUUUUUUAUCCCAGAUAUAUCUUCAGAUGUUUACAAAGGGGGGGGCAGGUUCUGUUGUUUAUGUCUUUCCUUGAUUACAGAGGUGCUUCACACACACACACACACACACACACACACACACACACACACACACACACACACACACACACACACACACACACACAGAGGCAGCAGGAGCCCCCAUGUGACCAACAAUCCAGCCUGCCAAAGUGUCCUUGAGCAAGGCACUAUUCACAGCACCCUCCUCUCUGAGCCCACCUACGUAAGAGGAGGAUACAGUGGAGUGUUGGGGGACGUGAUGCCCUCUGGUGGCCACACAGUAACCACACAUCACAGAUCCAUCAGUGAGUAGUUGUAGCGGGGACUUAUUGAGCGGAGGGACACGUAUCUGUCUGUUUACCACUGCAUCACCUUAUUUGGGUGUUUUUGCCUUUUCUGAACAUAAAGACAAUUCCGCACAUCCGUGAUGGCACCAGAUGUGGACGUUUUUGAGACAUUUGCAAAGCCUCUGCAGCCCAACUAGGAUCACAAGAAUGACACUUUCCUAACACCCUCAUACAUACCCUCCUGCUCAGUGGUGGGUUGAGCUUCCUGGUGCUGGUCUCCUGCCCUGAGCCUCCUCAGUGUGAGCAUUGCCAAGCCGCUCCUCGCCGCCCUGCAUGCCAAAAACAAGCACAACAAAAGCGCAUUGUCUGUGUGUCAUCCAGCCACAUUGUUACUGUGAAGAAAAAAAUGGACAAGUGCCAAUGUUUCCCUUUGAUUUACUGCCAAAUGUGCACACACACAACCACACGAACACAGAAUCUUAACAUCACAUGGUUGUAAACUUAGAUGAAGUUGUUCUUGGCCUUCCACUCGCCGCAGUCUGUCACUCCAGAGCUUACACACAGAUCAGCCUCACAGAACUGUCUCCAUUAACUGUUUGCUAAGCCCCUCCCUUAAACAGCCAUGGUCCAAUCAUUAGCAGCCAAUAUCACCCUGAGAUAGGACACAUUAGUCCUCAUCCUAAAAGCCUUUUCUCUUGUAACGGUGAAAAGUGGAAAAAAUAAUACAAUUUAAACAAAAAAGCAGGGCUGGGCGAUAUGGCCAAAAUCUUCUAUCUAUAUAUUUAAUUUCAUAUCUGGAUAAUGAUAUAUAUCACGAUAUAGCAUGUUAUCUAUUUUUGUAUACUCCUGUGUGAAUUAAAUACUUGACAAAGGAAAAGUAUUUUCUUAAUUUGAGUUAGUAUGUGCUUGUUCUUAACGAUUUAUCUCCAUAUAUGAUUUCAUUACGAUACAAUUCUAUUGAAAAGAAGUUAAAAAUAUAUGGAAUUAUCGCCCGGCCCUGCUGAAAAUAUAAUAUUUAAUCACAAAAAAGUAUGAAGCUAAACAGCCAAACAGAUUUAUGUAGAACGCUGCAGGACCAGAACAAUCUUUACUUCCAUGUCUUCUCCCUGCAGCUCUGGGGAGGAUGCUGACUGUUCACAUGCAGCUUUAGUGUCAAGUGCACAUUUAAGACUCAUUUACACACAAGUCAGCAGGAAACAGUCUAAUGUUAGCUUGAUUAGCAUCUACAGCUGUUUGAGCUGCACAGGUGCAAGAAGGGAAAGCUUGACGAAGGGCUUAGCGAACAGUCAAAUGCACGUAGCUGCUACAUUUGUGUUAACUGCAUGGAAACAAGCGGAUGGGUUUGCUGCAACCGGGAAAUUCAGAAAGUAAGGAAAGCAGUAAACUGACGAAUGUCCAGUUCUUCACUCCAACAGAUGUGAGAGCUGAUGCGAGCUUCCUGUCCUGCAUGCUUAGCAUCUGCACCCAUGUUGGAUCAACAUGAGGUACCAAACAUAGAAUCCAAAGUGUUUUGAAAUUCAAGAUAAGGGAACAAUGACACUGGUGCUUUCUCACUGCCUUAAGUGUGCUCCCAUUGGCUAACGUGAGAAGAAGAGUUGUUGAUGUCGGACGAUGAAGAUCUGCUUCCUGCUUGUAGUCGGAGAAAAACAGCCUCUUGUUUUGUUGUCGCUCCCUCUUCCUCCAAACCGCCCUUUCUUGUUUCUGACAGUUAAAGUAUAAAAGAGUUGAUGCUGUCUCUGCAUUUAAAACUGACCAAUAUUGUAAAAACGUUUAAAAGUGGUGGGGUGUUUCUUAGUUGUUGUUUUUGGCCCAGUUGAGCUGGGCUCACUUGAACUGACAGGAGCACAACCAAACAGUUUUGGGUUUUCUAGCCUGACGAGCAUGUCUUGAAGCUUUUUAAAGAAGAGACCUUUACCGUUAUGUAUGCGUGUAUUGGACGGAAGCCAUUUUGAAUUUUGAUUGUCCUCUUUGUUUAUCGCGUGGGUUGGUUUUGCACACUUUGAGGUCGGGGUGGGUUGUAAAUACUUCAGUCUUGCACAGUGAAUCAAAGAUGCAUUCUGCCCUGUUGAUGUUACAGUAUGCUUCAGCCGCUGACUAAAUUAUUGUACUUUGAAAACAGAGAAGAAAAAAAAGAAAUGCAAAAACUCAACACGCUGUCAGAAACAGCUGUGUGUCUUGUGAUGGAUGUUUUGCCUAUGCAGGAGGCAUACGGUGUACAGUAAGAACACAUUUAACUCACUAAAAUCACAGACUGAGAACAUAAAAUAGGAAGUUCAGCAGUUUCCCCCUCCUGCCAUGAUAUUAUCUGGAUCCUCUCCGUCUUCAGGAUGCCUGUUGAUCCUGAGAUGCACCUCCUCUCUGGACAUUUUCACCCCAGCUUACAGCCACGUUAGGCUUGCCAGCUGUCUGAGGCGCCGUACUGUAUUCAUUUAACGACAACCAACAGGUGCUACUGCAGUCGAAGCCCAUCGGAGACCAAGAAGUCAUGUUGUCACAACCUCAGGACAAUCCAAGCUCACAGCCCUCUGCAGCCCAGCCUCGGAUGGGUCACAUAGCAAACUACAGCCUUGUGUCUGCAAGGGUUAGUAGUUGCAUGAUAAUGAGGUAGCUACCGAGGUCACAUGUUGCUCCUUACCUACAGUUACACUCAUGUAUCAAACCUGAGCUCAGACCUCUGAUCCACCUUCUCCUCUGCGCUCCUGUUGUAGGCUGUGAGUUCCCGGGCUAGCAGAACUUUGGCACCGUUAACGGGGUACACGCCACAGUGUUGAUGAUCCGCCGCUCAGUUUCCCACUUUACACUUUGCAGUUACAUCUCAGUUGAAAACCAUAGCAUUUACUCUGGUUUGAGAGGAAGUUUUCUUCUUUUUGGGUGAAACAUUUGUCCUUAAAUGUUUUAUAUUUUGUACAUUUGUAUGUAACAUAUCAUGUAAAUAGACAGAGACAGUGUUUUAACUCAUCUGGAGGAUUUUGUAGUCUUUGUAAAGCCCUAAUAAAUGGUAUUUGGUGUCACACGA
Messenger RNA from Cottoperca gobio, 11340 nucleotides. It is a transcript of the gene nav3, whose product is annotated as neuron navigator 3. The transcript is spliced from 41 exons. The record is from RefSeq and is a predicted model, not a curated record. Gene Ontology annotation, biological process: nervous system development; neurogenesis. Lineage: Eukaryota; Metazoa; Chordata; Actinopteri; Perciformes; Bovichtidae. Gene Ontology annotation, molecular function: ATP binding; ATP hydrolysis activity; protein binding. Bases 274 to 7614 code for a protein of 2446 amino acids.